AUGAGUGAAUUUAAGGUUGGUUCAAAAUUAAAAGAACAAGUAGUUUGUAAUAUGCAACCUUUAAUUUUAUGCUUACAUAAAAAUAAUGAUGACAUAACGAAAUGUAUAGAUGAGAUAAAUAUUUUUGAAAAAACAUGUAGCAAAAAAGUAAAUUACGUUCAUGAUAGAAUUGGAUUAGAUGAUACUAGAAACACAUUAUAUACUGGCAAAAAAUCUUCUUAG
Plasmodium gallinaceum is the source of this 222-nucleotide messenger RNA. RefSeq names its product conserved Plasmodium protein, unknown function. The transcript has a single exon. Lineage: Eukaryota; Apicomplexa; Aconoidasida; Haemosporida; Plasmodiidae. The coding region runs from base 1 to 222 and encodes 73 amino acids. The record is from RefSeq and is a predicted model, not a curated record.